Molecule: messenger RNA, 2167 nt
Organism: Balaenoptera ricei (Rice's whale)
Lineage: Eukaryota; Metazoa; Chordata; Mammalia; Artiodactyla; Balaenopteridae
Gene: NEIL1
Product: nei like DNA glycosylase 1
Exons: 10
Coding region: 607-1959 (450 amino acids)
Biological process (GO): base-excision repair
Cellular component (GO): nucleus
Molecular function (GO): damaged DNA binding; DNA N-glycosylase activity; DNA-(apurinic or apyrimidinic site) endonuclease activity
Source: RefSeq, a predicted model, not a curated record
CUCGGGAAAUUGAGAACCUGGAAGUUCACCUUUUCCCGCAAAACGAACACUUUCGGGUGCCAGGUCCGGGGCGGCGCUGAGGUUGCGGCGGGGGCGGGGUGAAAGCAAAGAAGUCUGCCCUGGCUAAACGUCCCCCUCUGCCCAACACAUACCUUCGCCUUCGAUCUGGCGAAGAGGAAAGUGGCAAACUCUCCUCUCUCCGCCAGCGAGGGUGAGGAAGGGGAGUACGCCUCUCUCGGCCCGAGGCGCUGACCGGGGCGCUUCCUAUUCCCCCCUGGACCAUGGGCUGGAGCUUGGGGAGCCCUUCUGACGCUCCUAUCUCCUUCCUCGAAGUCGUGUGUACCUGACUCCAGCGCUGAUGUACCUGGAGACACGUGCCUUCCCUCUUCCUUGUCCUCGCUAUGGUCCUGCCCAGUGGGUGGUGGCAGGCCUCCACACUGCCGGCUGAGCCUCUGAGCAACCGUUUUCCCAGCUCUUCUCUUCCAGGCUCAUUCCCUCAGUCAUUGUGACAACCUGUGCAGGCCUGAUUCCAAGCGGUGGGGUGAUGAGCAAGCAGAGCUUCCACUCUGGAGUGGGAGUGGAGGGCCUGGCCACCCCUCCCACAGAAUGCCUGAGGGCCCUGAGCUGCAUCUGGCCAGCCACUUUGUGAACGAGGCAUGCAGGGAGCUGGUGUUUGGCGGGUGUGUGGAGAAGUCCCCUGUCAGCCGCAACCCUGAGGUGCCCUUUGAGAGCAGCGCCUACCACAUCGCAGCUUUAGCCCGAGGCAAGGAGCUGUGCCUGACAUUGAGCCCCCUGCCUGGGGCCCAGCCCCCACGGGGGCCACUGGCCCUCGUCUUCCGCUUUGGCAUGACUGGCUCCUUCCAGCUGGUGCCCAGCGAUGCGCUGCCACCCCAUGCCCAUCUGCGCUUUUACACGGCUCCCCCUGGCCCCCGACUUGCUCUCUGCUUCGUGGACGUCCGCCGCUUUGGCCACUGGGACCUCGGGGGCAAGUGGCAGCCAGGCCGCGGGCCGUGUGUCUUGCUGGAGUACGAGCAGUUCAGAAAACUGAGGUUCCCGCUGCCAAAACACCGAGGCUGGGAAGAGGGGAACUGGGACUCCCCAUUUCCUUCCCUUGCACCCAGGAACGGGUUCCCCCAGGUCCUCUCCCCUAACCCAUUGGGAGGCAGGGAGGGGUGGGGUGGGCAGAAUGGGUCUCAUGUGCCCAGACUGUGUCCCUCCAGGGAGAAUGUGUUACGAAACCUAGCAGACAAGGCCUUUGACCGGCCCAUUUGUGAGGCCCUCUUGGACCAGAGGUUCUUCAAUGGCAUUGGCAACUAUCUGCGGGCAGAGAUCCUAUACCGGCUGAGGAUACCCCCCUUCGAGAAGGCCCGCACGGUUCUGGAGGCACUGCAGCAGCGCAGGCCGAGCCCGGAGCUGACCCUGAGCCAGAAGAUCAGGGCCAAGCUGCAGAACCCAGACCUGCUGGAGCUGUGCCACUCAGUGCCCAAGGAAGUGGUCCAGCUGGGGGGCAAAGGCUAUGGGCCGGAGAGCACGGAGGAGGACUUUGCUGCCUUCCAAGCCUGGCUGCGGUGUUAUGGCACGCCGGGCAUGAGCUCCCUGCGGGACCGGCAGGGCCGCACCAUCUGGUUCCAGGGGGAUCCUGGACCCUUGGCGCCCAAAGGGGGCAAGUCCCGCAAGAAGAAAUCCAAGGGAGCACAGCGGGGUCCUGAGGACCAAGUGGAGAACCCUCCACUUCCAAACAAGGCCCCUUCAAGGACACGAAGGGCACGGAGAGGCCUUCCUGAGCAGACUGCGGCCCAGCAGCCCGAGGGGACCAGCCUCCAACGGGACCCAGAAGCCCCCCGUGUCCCUGAGAAAGGGAAGAGGGGGAGGCAACCAGCGACCUCAGGCCGCCGCAGACCCCAAAAGAUCAAGGCUGACACCCCAUCCUUGGAGCCUGAGGAGACCUCAGCCUCUUAGCAGGAGGGUCUCCUUGCUUGCAUCCACCCCUUCCUGCUGCCCUGGAUCUGGGCCUGUGCGGCUUCCUGGAAGUUGCAGGGGACUGGCUGCCCCUGGCCCUGUGGCCAUUCCCUAUACAACUAUGAUGUUUUUAAUUGUACCCAUUGUCCCCAUUUUUUAAGCCCACGUGAAAAAUGCUGUAAUUUUUAGUAAACUGAUAAACCUUGAA